CGCCUCUCCGCCUGCCUCCUUGCCUGUCGCCACCGCCCCGCUUUUCCGUCCUGCUGGGCGGCGAUGGCGACCCCGGACCAAAAAUCCCCCAACGUUCUGCUGCAGAACCUCUGCUGCCGCAUCUUGGGCAAGAGCGAAGCUGAUGCAGCCCAACAGUUCCAGUAUGCAGUGAGAGUUAUUGGAAGCAACUUUGCUCCUACUGUUGAACGGGAUGAAUUUCUCGUGGCAGAGAAAAUCAAGAAAGAACUUGUGCGACAAAGAAGGGAAGCAGAUGCUGCUUUGUUUUCAGAACUCUACAGAAAGCUCGGUUCACAGGGCAUUUUGAAAAAUAAAUGGUCAAUACUCUACCUCCUGCUUAGCCUCAGUGAAGAUCCACGUAAACAAUCUAACAAGGUGUCAAGUUAUGCCACACUUUUUGCUCAAGCGUUGCCACGGGAUGCUCACUCAACUCCCUAUUACUAUGCCAGACCUCAGAGCCUUCCGCUGAAUUACCAAGACCGCAGUGCUCAGUCUGCCCAGAGUUCUGGCAGCAUGGGGAGCAGUGGGAUCAGCAGCAUCAACUUGUAUGCUCUAAAUGGCCCAACGCCAACUCCACAGUCACUCCUUCCAGGACAAUCCUAUCAAGCUCCUGGUGUUGGAGAUUGCCUCCGUCAGCAAUUAGGGUCACGUCUUGCAUGGACUCUAACUGCAAGCCAGCCUUCUUUACAAAGCACUACCUCAAAAGGCUUUUCAAAUGCUGUCUCACGUGGCGUACCAAGGUCAAGGCGAGAAGGAGAUACAAGUGGCUCUGUUGAGAUAACUGAAGCAAACCUUGUAAGAGAUGUUUUGUAUGUCUUCCAGGGAAUAGAUGGCAAAAACAUCAAAAUGUGCAAUUCUGAAAAUUGCUAUAAAGUUGAGGGGAAGGUGAGCUUGUCCAAAUCUCUCAGAGACACCACAAGCAGACUUGCGGAGUUGGGAUGGCUACAUAAUAAAAUAAGAAAAUACACAGACCAAAGGAGUUUGGAUCGUGCGUUUGGACUCGUGGGUCAGAGUUUUUGUGCAGCCUUACAUCAGGAACUCAAAGAAUACUACCGACUUCUGUCUGUUUUGCAUUCUCAGCUCCAAUUGGAAGAUGAUCAGGGUGUAAAUUUGGGACUUGAGAGCAGCUUAACACUUCGUCGUCUUCUCGUCUGGACAUAUGAUCCUAAAAUAAGGUUAAAGACCCUUGCAGCACUUGUUGAUCACUGUCAAGGAAGAAAAGGUGGUGAACUAGCUUCAGCCGUUCAUGCCUAUACUAAAACAGGAGAUCCCUACAUGAGAUCUCUGGUUCAGCACAUUCUUGGCCUGGUCUCCCAUCCUGUACUGAAUUUUCUUUAUCGAUGGAUUUAUGAUGGAGAGCUGGAGGAUACAUACCAUGAGUUCUUUGUAGCUUCAGAUCCUACAGUCAAAACUGACCGGUUGUGGCAUGACAAGUACACUUUGAGGAAAUCAAUGAUCCCUUCUUUUAUUACAAUGGAGCAAUCAAAAAAGGUCCUCCUAAUAGGAAAAUCCAUAAACUUCUUGCAUCAAGUUUGUCAUGAUCAAACUCCAUCCACAAAGAUGAUUGCUGUGGCUAAAUCUGCAGAAUCUUCGAAGGGUGCUGCUGAUUUGUUCACAGAUCUGGAAAAUGCAUUUCAAGAGAAAAUUGAUGCAGCUUAUUUUGAGACCAGCAAAUACUUGUUGGAUGUUCUCAAUAGGAAGUACAAUCUACUGGAACACAUGCAGGCCAUGAGGCGUUACUUACUACUUGGUCAAGGAGACUUUAUCAGACAUUUAAUGGAUUUGCUCAAACCUGAGCUUGCACGACCAGCCACAACCUUGUACCAGCAUAACCUAACAGGAAUUCUUGAAACAGCAGUGAGGGCAACUAAUGCACAGUUCGAUAAUCCUGAGAUUCUCAAACGAUUGGAUGUUCGACUUCUGGAGGUAUCUCCUGGGGACACUGGGUGGGAUGUCUUCAGUUUGGACUAUCAUGUUGACGGACCAAUAGCAACGCAUCAAGGAUGUAUCCAACAGCUGAGCCAAAACCUCAGUUCUUAUAAAUUAACAGUGUUUACACGUGAGUGCAUGAGCCACUAUUUAAGAGUAUUUAAUUUCCUUUGGAGAGCGAAGCGAAUGGAGUACAUUCUUACUGAUAUAUGGAAAGGACACAUGUGCAAUGCAAAGCUUUUGAAAAGUAUGCCAGAGCUUUCUGGGGUGCUGCAUCAGUGUCACGUUCUGGCAUCAGAAAUGGUCCAUUUCAUUCAUCAAAUGCAGUAUUACAUUACAUUUGAGGUGCUUGAAUGCUCGUGGGAUGAACUCUGGAACAAGGUCCAACAAGCACAGGACUUAGAUCACAUCAUUGCAGCUCAUGAAGUUUUUCUGGACACAAUCAUAGCUCGGUGCUUGCUGGAUAGUGAUUCCAGGGUACUUCUCAACCAACUUCGAGCUGUUUUUGAUCAGAUCAUUGAGCUUCAGAAUGCCCAAGAUGCAAUGUACAGAGCUGCUCUGGAAGAGUUGCAACUAAGAUUGCAAUUUGAAGAGAGGAAGAAGCAGCGUGAGCUUGAGGGCAAAUGGGGUGUAACUGCAUCAGAAGAAGAAGAAGAGAAGAAAAGGAUAAAAGAAUUUCAAGACUCAGUACCCAAAAUGUGCUCACAGCUCCGAAUACUCACUCACUUUUACCAGGGAAUCGUCCAGCAGUUCUUGGUCUUGCUGACAACCAGUUCUGAUGAAAGCCUUCGAUUUCUUAGCUUUAGACUGGACUUCAAUGAGCAUUACAAAGCAAGAGAACCAAGGCUUCGUGUGUCUUUGGGCACUAGAGGCAGACGAAGCUCACAUAUGUGAAAUAGCUGCUAAGGACUGCACCUCGGUAUCCGAAGGAUGUUGAACCUCUUGUUGGACAAGGCAGUCAGUGUUGACAUAAUAAAACCAAAUUGUGUGUAGUAGGUGUCCACCAUUUCUGCAGACAACAUGUUUUCAGUCAUGUGAUUGUGUGACACUAUAUAACAGGAAGCAAAAAAGUAGGUUUGUGGAUUUUGGUUCUUUUUUUUUUUUUUUACACUAAUGUUUAUAGAAUUAUCAGAGUAAAUGGGCUUCUUGAAACUGUUAGAAUUAUCCUUAAGUCAUCCUUUCAAACAAAUGCCAUUUUUAUUUGAAGCUUUGUAAGUUCUCUCCACUGUAACUUAUAUUUGUGUCGAAAAAAUCACAUCUUUUGUUUCAGAAAGCACCAUUUCCUUUUUUAACAAGAAAAUAAAAAGGUUAUUUUUUCUAUAUGUACUUGUUCUAUUUGAAAAGAGCUUUUGUUAAAGCCAACAGAUCAGGACACAGACCUCUUGUCCUCAUUAUGAACCUAUCCAGCAUUUCAUUAUGCUGAUUUUCAGUUUUGUGAUGUGUUUGACUGUGUAAGAAACUUUGUAUCUGGAGACAUAAACUUCUAUUUAAUUUUUUCUUUGUUUUCAAAGUUUACAAUUUGAAAUAAAGAAAAAUACUUGGCAAAUUCUAUAGUUACUGUACAGGAGAAAACUAUAGAAAUAGAGCCAGAAAUAAAUCUAUUGCACAUAAGAUCUAAGAACUGAAGUUACUCAGUGCUGUAAAAGUGUAAGUUUCAAUUAAGAUUAAAGUGAUUGAAAUAAUUGGUGUUCAAAAUCUGAUGUGUAGAAGCAAUCUAAAUUGGAUAAUGUCGAUUUCAUUCUCUUCCCUUGCCUAUUUUUUCAUUGUAAAUAUUUAUAUAUUGCUGUCCAGAUGUGGGGAGAGGAGGGAUUCUUCUUUUGCAAAGUUGUCACUAUAUCAGGUCAUUUAUUAUGUUCCACAGGUACAAGCUUAGAAAAAUAAAAACAACUAUCUUUCAAA
Molecule: messenger RNA, 3846 nt
Organism: Centrocercus urophasianus (Greater sage-grouse)
Lineage: Eukaryota; Metazoa; Chordata; Aves; Galliformes; Phasianidae
Gene: TUBGCP3
Product: tubulin gamma complex associated protein 3
Exons: 23
Coding region: 64-2841 (925 amino acids)
Biological process (GO): mitotic cell cycle; microtubule nucleation; meiotic cell cycle
Cellular component (GO): gamma-tubulin small complex; equatorial microtubule organizing center; centrosome
Molecular function (GO): microtubule minus-end binding; gamma-tubulin binding
Source: RefSeq, a predicted model, not a curated record